AUGGAAAUCAUUACGGAGAGGUUCUAUUCGAACCUUUUCCGUUCAUCAACUCCUGUGUCGAGCCCGGUCAUCCCCACUGGUGAAGCUCCACCACGGAUUCUCCUUUCGGAAGUACGAGUCGAUAUCAAGAGCAUGAAACCCGGCACAGCCCCCGGAUCUGAUUUUAUAUCAGCAGACUUUCUUCGGGCUGGUGGCCAUCCGCUUCAUGUGAUCUUAGCAGCGCACAUGACAUCCUACCUUCAGAAAGAAAGGAUCCCAGACCAGUGGAAGACCUCGCAAACCGUUCUUAUCCACAAGAAAGGUGACCGAGAGGACCUUCGGAACUACCGUCCGAUAUGCUUGCUGAGCGUGUUAUACAAUGUGUUCACCAAGAUCAUCAUCACGCGCAUAUCUAGGACGCUGGAUGAACCCCAGCCUCAAGAAAAAGCUGGAUUCCGUCACGGGUUCAGAUGCUUGUACCACAUCCAGACCUUGUCGAGGGUCAUGGAGGUUUACCGGGAACACCGCCUGCCCCUUGUUCUAACCUUCGUCGACUAUGAGGAAGUCUUCGACAGUGUAGAAACGAAUGCAGUACUGUCAGCACUGGUCGAUCAAGGUGUGGACGCUUCGUAUGUGAGGACUUUAGCCAAUGGCUACGAUCGGUGCACCACGAAGAUACAGCUUUUCCACCACUCCCUCACCAUACCAAUUGGAAAGGGGGUACGACAAGGCGAUACUAUAUCACCGAUGCUGUUCACGGCUGCACUGCAAUGGAUAAUGAAAUCACUAUCUUGGGAAGAAAGGGGCAUACGUGUUGAUGGAAGAUUUCUCUCUAACCUUUGUUUCGUGGGCGACAUCGUUCUCUUUUCGAGCAGUACCAAUGAAAAAUAA
Necator americanus (New World hookworm) is the source of this 870-nucleotide messenger RNA. RefSeq lists its product as uncharacterized. Bases 1 to 870 code for a protein of 289 amino acids. The record is from RefSeq and is a predicted model, not a curated record. NCBI's taxonomy places the organism in Eukaryota, Metazoa, Nematoda, Chromadorea, Rhabditida, Ancylostomatidae. The transcript has a single exon.